This is a messenger RNA of Teleopsis dalmanni, 2466 nucleotides long. RefSeq lists its product as uncharacterized. Gene Ontology annotation, biological process: DNA integration. The record is from RefSeq and is a predicted model, not a curated record. Lineage: Eukaryota; Metazoa; Arthropoda; Insecta; Diptera; Diopsidae. The annotation marks the transcript as partial. The transcript is spliced from 2 exons. Gene Ontology annotation, molecular function: nucleic acid binding.
AUGUCACUUUUCAAGAAAGAAGUCGAUCGAUUGACAAAUGCGGGUAUUUGGAAACCUGUGAAGUUUUCCCAAUGGGCUUCGCCUAUUGUACUAGCGCCAAAAGCUGAUGGUUCCAUAAGAAUUUGUGGAGAUUUUAAACAAGCAGUCAAUGCGCAAAUUGACAUUGAACAAUAUCCUUUGCCCAUACGCGAAAGUCUUUUCCAUAAAAUUAAUUGCGGUCAACAUUUUACAAAAAUCGACCUUAAGGACGCGUAUUUACAAAUGGAACUUGACGAUGAAGCAAAAACAAUAAUGGUUGUCAACACUCCACUUGGGUUAUUCCAAUACCAACGUUUACCGUUUGGGAUUGCAAGCGCUCCAGCUAUAUUCCAAAGAUAUCUUGAGCAGUUACUUCAAGGCGUAGAAGGUUGUGGAAAUUAUCUCGAUGACAUCAUCAUCUCCGCACCUACAUUUCAACAACACAUCAGCCGCCUAGAACAAGUACUUCAUAAAAUCGAAUAUCUCGGGCGUCAAAUUAGUGCAAAAGGUAUAUUGCCAGAUGAGUCAGGACUAAAAGCAGUCAAAAACCUGCAGCCGCCUAAAGAUCUAAAGCAAGCAGAAGCAUUCAUGGGUAAGGUAAACUAUUACCAUAAUUUUAUACCUAAUUUUUCGCAAUUAUCCGCUCCAAUCAACAUGCUGCGCCGAAAAAAUGUAAAAUUCACAUGGGGUACAGCACAACAACAAGCAUUUACAGCUCUUAAAACGCAUAUUCUCAAUGCAGCGCAAUUAGCACAUUAUCAGGAAGAUUUACCGUUGGUUCUAGCUACAGAUGCCUCCUCCUAUGGCAUAGGAGUCGUGCUCUCGCAUACGUACGUUGACGGUACAGAAAGGCCUAUUGCUUUUGCAUCUAAAACUCUCGACAUUCAUCAACGACGAUAUAGUCAGAUAGAGAAGGAAGGGCUAGCUAUCGUUUUUGGAGUCAAGCGUUUCCAUCAAUAUUUAUACGGAAGAAGAUUCACCUUGGUUACUGACCACAAACCUCUUGUUAGCAUUUUUAAUCCAAUUCAUCAGUUGCCGUCGAUGACGUCACAUCGUUUACAGCGAUGGGCUAUUAUACUAAUGGCUUAUCAGUAUGAUGUUCGGUAUCGUAAAACUACUGAGCAUGGAAAUGCCGAUGCUUUAUCUCGUUUACCUGUUGGUGAAGACAAAACUUUUGAUCAUGAAGAAUCCUGUUUCAACAUCAAUGAACUUAACACACCUAUCGACGCUGAAAUAAUUCGUCAGCAUGCCAAAAAUGACCCAAUUCUUCGCCGAGUUUAUUUUCUCGUUACAAACGGUUGGCCUGAAAAGCUAAUGCCUCAAGAUGCUGAUCUUCGAUCAUUUUUCAAUCAUCGCUUUGCUUUAAUACUUAACAACGAUUUGCUUUGCCUCCAGACGGAGUACAACCGGGUUGUCAUUCCAGCCUCCCUUAAGCAGAAAAUUCUUAAACUUCUUCAUGAUGGUCAUUGGGGAGUAUCGAGAAUGAAACAGCUAGCUCGACAACAUGUCUGGUGGACUAAUAUUGACAAAGACAUCGCACAAUUAACUGAAAAUUGUGAUGUGUGCAAAAUUGCAAAUCCUGUUCACGCACGUGAAUACGUAAGCUGGCCUGAAGCUGAUCGACCUUGGGAGAGAGUACAUAUCGACUUUGCUGGUCCAUUUUGUAAUUCAAUGUGGCUAAUUUGUGUCGACGCUUUCUCACAAUUUCCGUUCGUUGUACAACUAUCUACAACAACAACGGUUGACACCAUAUCAGCAUUGUCUUCUAUAUUUUCUCUGGAAGGUAUACCAGGAACCAUCGUAAGUGACAAUGGUCCGCAAUUUACAGCUGAAGCAUUCAAACAUUUUUGCUCAAAACUUGGCAUCAAACAUAUAACAACAGCGCCGUUUCAUCCAGCCUCAAACGGGUUAGCCGAACGAUUCGUCAGAUCUUUUAAAACUGCUGUUAAGAAAAACAUUGACGAUGGAUUGUCUCUCAAAUUCGCUGUAUCAAAAUAUCUUGCAACAUAUCGUGCAAUGCCGAAUGCUGAGGGUAAAUCACCUGCAGAACUUUUACAUGGAAGGCCUGUUCGUACCUUGUUGAGUCAACUGUUUGAAUCGCCUAGGAAGCACCUUGAAGCUUCGAAACGGAAAAUGAAAUUUAGUCUAAAGCAACCCGUCUUCGCUCGAAACUACGCAAGAGGGGAAAAAUGGAUAAAAGGAGUUAUUGUGAAACAACUUGGUAAAAUGGUUUACCGAGUGAACACAUCUUUUGGUUACAUCAAACGUCAUGUUAAUCAGCUUAAAACUAGAAGUAGCUCUGACCUCUCUUCACAACCAAUUUUUGAAUUCGCUCCAAAUUUCAUCAAUGCCACACCGCCUUCAUCUAGCCAAUCAACAUUAAUGCCUAGUGAAGAACGUUCUACCGAAGUAGUUCAACUUCGAAAAAGUGGUCGUAUUCGGAAGGAU